Letharia columbiana is the source of this 4107-nucleotide messenger RNA. RefSeq lists its product as uncharacterized. The record is from RefSeq and is a predicted model, not a curated record. The coding region runs from base 1 to 4107 and encodes 1368 amino acids. NCBI's taxonomy places the organism in Eukaryota, Fungi, Ascomycota, Lecanoromycetes, Lecanorales, Parmeliaceae. The transcript is spliced from 5 exons.
AUGUCUACAUCUUCCACACAGUCUCGAGGAAUCAAUAAGCGCUUUAACAGCCUGCAGAAUGGGCAACCCGCUCGCAGCGACUCCUACUCCAGCAAGCGGGCCAUAAGCCACAACGAUGCCUACCUAUACGCUCUACGAGUAGCCUACCUUGCAUACCUCCUACAGCCUCGAGCUAGGCGAACUCAGCAUGUACCGGCACCACAAGCGCCGGUGCAGCGUUCUUCUACCUCUAUAAAUGAUUUAAUGAAGGAUUUCAGUCUGGUGCGGGACUCCAAGAGCACCAAGUUCCCUCAUGGCUUCAUGGCGGAGCUCGAGAAGCGCCUGACAGGGGUCUUGAUGGCAAAGGAGAAGAGACCGGAAUACAAUGAUGCUGCUGUCAAAAGGACGUUCGCUGCCUUUUUCAACGCCUUCUCGGAGCCAAGCUUCAGGAAACGAAUGGAAAAGGAUAGACGAGUUGAGGACCUGGUACUCAUCUUCUUCUCUAAUGCAACGAAAGAGUUAUCGAAGGGCAAGCAGCAGGGAGAUGAUGCGUGGAAGCUGAUGGUUGACCGACACCUUGCUCUUUUUGUCCGUCUAGUCAGCCUGGUGCUGAAGGAUCAUGACUGGGUCAGAGAUCGGCCAGACCUUACAAGUCGACUAGCCACCCUGGAAAGCAAAUUACUGGCGCACGACCAAGACCUAGCAGCAGCACCAACAAGGAACGGCGCUAUUGGAGGCACAACCAUUGAGGUAGAAGUUCCUCUAAGCUACGAUGUCAAGGACAUGCCGCUUGUACAACUGGUUGCCAAAAUAUUCGGUCUCAGAAACACUAUGGUGCAGUCUGAUAUCAACAAAUAUAGGUCGGUAUGGACAGAGAAAGCGGCGCUACAGGAUUUGAAAACAUACCAGACGCUCUUAAAUCUCAAUUCUCGGAAGACUUUACGCAGCGAUGACUUCGACCUUGAUGAAGCUUAUGAACAAUGGAAAAAGGGAGAAACACAUGAUAUUUCCCAGCUGAUGUUGUCGAUAAUGCAAUCUAAUCCGGAGUUGGCAAAGAGCACGACGGGAAAUCUGCCCCAAUUCAGCCACAGGGCCAAUGGCUCAGACGCGUCUGACCUUCAGCAUCCAGAUCGGAGGACCUCCGAUUAUUCUGAGGCUUCAUCCUACGUCAUCGACCAGCCAGUGGACAUGACUAACCUGAGCUCUCGUAGCCAAAGCCCGGAGUCAUCGCCCGACGACGAUAAGACCUUUACCUUCAUGCCAUCGGACUCAAGGGGCUACUAUCGCUUCAUUGUGGCCCAGGCCUUAGCCUAUGACUUGAACGACAAAGACCUGCAAGCCUCAACGUCAGGUAGCAGCGAUCCGCCGCCAGCCAAGCUGCUUUCGAAGCAGUCUACGGAACUGCUGAACGAGAUCUGUGUUCGUUGGCGCGUACCCUACGUUUCUAAAAUCAUCCUUUUCCUAGAUGUUGUUCAUGAGAAAUUUGUUGAUCAGGAGAUCACACUUGGUACCCUGGAUGCUGCUUUCAAUUUUAUCAAGGAGCCACCUCCGGAAAACCGCAAACAAUCGAAUUCCAUGUCGUCGGUUCUAUUUGACCGACCGAAAUGGCUCUUGACAGACACUGUGCUCAACCAGCAAAUCCUUAGCGCUUUGCAUGUGGCUUUAUUACGAGACUUGUACGAUGUCCUGCAACAUUGUUACGAGCCGAAGCCGCCGAGCGUAGGGCCUGUCGUCUACGUUCUAGAACAUCAUAUCUAUGAUGACCCCGGCUUCUCGAAAACCCAGGAAGAUCUCGACGUCUAUAGAGACCAACUUUACCAGGGAUUACAAGGCAAGGCGCAUGAGAUGUAUAGAGCCUUCCUUCAAAAGGAAGUCCCAAAUGAUCAGCAUAGCUGGGAAUUUUUCCAUGUGAUUGAAUUAGGCAAGAUGGUCGUUGCAUUGGCUCAAAGGAUACAGAAGCGGUAUCGCAAGAACCCCGAAAUUAUGGGGGUGAAUCCGUUGACCGCUCUGGUUGGGACGAUUCUACCCCUUUAUGCGGAAGACGCUCGCGACAUUAUCAAACGAAUAUUGGACCUUGCCAUGGAAAGGAGUGAGGAAGUACCUAUUGAGGAUGGCUUCCAAUUAUACGGAGAGUUGGUUGAGAUCCGGCGGAUUCACGGCGAGUGUCUUCCAAACGUUCCAUUCGCGUUCCACAUUGAGGGAGACCUCGCGGAGUUUGUGUGGCGCUGGAUUCGUAUGACGGAGUCUUCGAUCCUUGACUGGGUGAACCAAGCAAUCAAGCAAGACAAUUUUCGGGUACGAACAGAGAAGAAUGAGAUACCGACUGAGGACCAGCGGCAUAGUCUUUCAGUCAUCGACAUCUUCAGCUCCUUCAACCAAACGAUAGACCGGAUAGUCCAGCUCAACUGGGACGACGAUCUUCAAUACGCAAAAUUUAUGACCGCAUUAGCUAAAGUCGUUGGUGCGGGAGUGGCAAGAUAUUGCGAAGUGCUUGAGCAAAAGUUUAGCAAAGAGAUGGACCGAUUGACUCCCGAGCAAGAAGCAGCAAGGAAUCAAAGUACCCAGGAAAAAUGGCUUUCGCUGGCAAAGGAUGCCUGGAACAACAAAGAGAAGAUCGAGCCAUUCAACUUCUUCCCGGAGUCCUUUGUGAAGCUCAACAACAUCGACUUUGCCACUGCCCAGCUUGACAAAUUGGAGCACGAGGUCAACGUGGAUGCGUGCGCCGCUGUCAUUCAGAGCCAUGCACCUCCGGUCACUCAACGCCAGAAGAAGGUCAAUAACUAUGUCUUCACUAUCAAAAUAGUUGAGGCGGAAGAUCUCAAGGCUUGCGAUGUUGGCGGUUACAGCGACCCCUAUGUCGUGCUCGGUGACGAGUAUCAAAAACGCCUGGCCAAGACAAGGAUCAUAUAUCGCAACUUGAACCCGCGGUGGGAUGAGACGGUAGAUAUCACGACGCAAGGCCCACUGAACAUAAUCGCUACGGUCUGGGAUUGGGACGCCAUGGGUGACCACAACUGCGUUGGCCGAGCUUCUCUCAAGCUGGACCCAUCGCACUUUGGUGACUUUCUGCCUAGAGAGUACUGGCUGGAUCUUGACAGCCAGGGUCGUAUUCUGCUACGAGUAAGUAUGGAGGGUGAACGUGAUGACAUUCAAUUCUACUUCGGUAAAGCCUUCAGGACGCUGAAGCGGACUGAGAGGGACAUGACGAGGAAGAUCACAGACAAGCUAUCUGCAUACAUCAACCACUGUCUCUCACGGCGUGCUUUGCGCAGUCUACUCUCGAAAGGUAUAACAAUGUCCUCAGUAUCAAGCUACUUCAAUCGAAACAAACAACCUCAAACGACCCAGCCACCAAGCGAAGCCGAAGUCACCAACGCAUUGAAACCGCUUUUUGCAUACUUUGAUGACAAUUUCGCCAUCAUGAACCAGACGUUGACCAGUGCCUCAAUGGUAGCGGUCAUGACAAGACUCUGGAAAGAAGUCCUGGUCACACUAGAGACCCUGCUAGUACCUCCACUAUCCGACAAACCCUCUCAACAGCGCCAACUGAGCCAACAAGAGCUCGACAUUGUCUUCAAAUGGUUACAAUACCUUUUCGACUUUUUCCAUGCCGUAGACGAAGAGACCCGCGAAGCGAAUGGUGUCCCACUCAACGUCCUCCAAUCUCCCAAAUAUUUCGAUAUCAAAACACUAAAUUUCUUCUACUUCGAGGCUACCGAGUCUUUGAUUCGCACCUCCGAGCGUAUGGCCUCCGCCACUGCUGCUCGUCAACAAAAUCAACGCAACAACCGUCUUUCGGCCCCUGUGGCUGCCUCCUCCCACGCUUUCGGUGGUGCCGCCGGCCUCGUGGGUUUGCCCUCAACGCGAAGAUCGAAAAGUGUCAUGCACUCACGGAAUUUGGGUACUAUGAAGAAGGCGAAACAGGAAAAGUGGAAGGAGGCUCAGGCAGACCCUAACGAUGACAUGAUACUCAGGAUACUAAGGAUGAGACCAGAGGCGGAAAGAUACUUGAAGGAUCGAAGCAGACAAAAGGAGAGGCUUGCCGCAGCGGCAGCCGCGGAACAAAUCGUACGGCAGAGUCUGUUGGCGGGAGGAGGGAGGAUGAUGGGAAAUUUACCCAGACGUUAA